CUCAUCUUCUACGAGUACAUUGUGACUUUUCCUCAAGAGGUUCAUGUUAUAUGGGGAGCCAGGUUGACCACCGUCACGAUCAUCUUUGCCAUCAACCGAUAUAUGCUCAUGGUACAAGGCGUUAUGUUCGCACUGAGUUCCGUCUUCAAGUUGUGGCAUGCUCCACUGGUGAGUCAUGCCCAAGUCAGAGAUUGUUUGACCUCAAAUUUUAUGAAGAGACUGAUUGGUAAAUGGUUAGGCUUUGCCGCAUUCCGCACAUAUGCUAUUAGCAGACCCCAGGUCGUCCCUGCAUUGCUGGUAUUGCUACUGGGGCUAGCUCAAGUCAGUGGAUACUACAUUGUGAACUUGGCCACGGUCAUUUGCCCAGCUAUCGCCGACCUGAUCGUGGUCCUUGUCACUUGGUACAAAACAUUCCGACUCGCGGUAGAAGUGCGGAAGCUACGGAUAAAAGGAUCGAUAGCGACGAUGCUACUGAGAGAUGGU
Messenger RNA from Laetiporus sulphureus 93-53, 483 nucleotides. RefSeq lists its product as uncharacterized. The record is from RefSeq and is a predicted model, not a curated record. The transcript has 3 exons. NCBI's taxonomy places the organism in Eukaryota, Fungi, Basidiomycota, Agaricomycetes, Polyporales, Laetiporaceae. The annotation marks the transcript as partial.